GUUUGUUGCCUUGCGUCCCUUUCCGCGGGGAACUGUGUGAGGGGUAGGGGAAACUUUGAAAGUUGGAUGCUGCAGACCCGGUUUUUUUCAAGUUUCUUCUUUAUCUUGCUGCAUCUGAAGACAUGGGUAGCAAGAAACUAAGACGAGUGGGUUUAUCACAAGAGCUGUGUGACCGUCUGAACAGACAUCAGAUUGUUACCUGUCAGGACUUUCUAUGUCUUACCCCACUGGAGCUUAUGAAGAUGACUGGCCUUAGUUAUCAAGGUGUCCAUGAACUUUUGUGUGUGGUCAGCAGGGCCUGUGCCCCACGGAUGCAAACGGCUUAUGAGAUAAAGACACAGAGGUCUGCUGCUCCAUCACCAGCAUUUUUAUCUACAACCCUCUCUGCUUUAGAUGAAGCCCUGCAUGGUGGUGUAGCUUGUGGAUCCCUCACAGAGAUUACAGGUCCACCAGGUUGUGGAAAAACUCAGUUUUGUAUAAUGAUGAGCAUUUUGGCUACAUUACCUACCAACAUGGGAGGAUUAGAAGGAGCCGUUGUGUACAUUGACACGGAGUCAGCAUUUAGUGCUGAAAGACUGGUUGAGAUAGCAGAAUCUCGUUUCCCCAGAUAUUUUAACACUGAAGAAAAAUUACUUUUGACAAGCAGUAAAGUUCAUCUUUAUCGGGAACUCAGCUGUGAUGAAGUUCUACAAAGGAUUGAAUCCUUGGAAGAAGAAAUUAUUUCAAAAGGAGUUAAACUUGUGAUUAUCGACUCUGUUGCUUCUGUGGUAAGAAAGGAGUUUGAUACACAACUUCAGGGCAACAUGAGAGAAAGGAACAAGUUCUUGGCAAGAGAAGCAGCCUCUUUGAAGUAUUUGGCUGAGGAAUUUUCAAUCCCAGUUAUCUUGACGAAUCAAAUUACAACCCAUCUGAGUGGAGCCCUAGCUUCUCAGGCAGACCUGGUGUCUCCAGCUGAUGAUUUGUCCCUGUCUGAAGGCACUUCUGGAUCCAGCUGUGUGACAGCUGCACUAGGAAACACCUGGAGUCACAGUGUGAACGCCCGGCUGAUUCUCCAGUACCUUGGUUCAGAGAGAAGACAGAUUGUCAUUGCCAAGUCCCCUCUGGCGACCUUCACCACAUUUGUCUACACCAUCGAGAAGGAAGGCCUGGUUCUUCAAGACCAACAGAGGCCAUAGGGACACUAUGACCUUUGUCUAGAGCUGAUGGGGGCGUGAUUUGUGAAAUGAAACAGGACCGGGCUGCUUGGAAGAAGGAAACGGAAGCCAACAUAAUGGGGAUUAAUUAGUUGAUUGCUGUUGAGAUGGUAACAGAUUUGCACCCCCCCUCCUUACCAUUGAGCCAGCCAUCUCAGACCUAACAGGGAAGGUGAAGAUGAAGAGGCCUUUGUUCGGGUCUCUAGAUGCUUGGGGCUGUAGGCUUUGCCGCCAUGGGAUGGCAACAGCCAUAAUAAUAAUAAUUUGCACUUACUUAUAUAGCACCUUUCAACCAGGCACCUCAAAGCGGUUUAACCACAUUAAUUAAUGAAAGCCCACGAUCCCCCUGCGGAGAGGAAGAGGAUGACUAACAGGAUUUGUAAUUACAGGAGGGAACAUUUCCGAAUAAAGUAUAUUGUCCACUAAACAAAAAGAGGAGGUGUAAAGGAAUUGGGGUCUCCAAAGAGUAACUGAUUGAGAAGUGAAACCAUGGAAAGAUGGGGGAGGCUGGGGGCGGGCAUGGGCAUGAGGGUCUGCUCUUUUGUCAGAGGGAGGUCGAUGGGCUCAGAAUUCACUGACAGGUUCGGAUCCAACUGAGAAGCGGGACAUGUAUGGUAUUAAUGGCAUUUGGAAGGUCAUUAGUGGUACACCUAUUGUGGUGUAAAUUCAAGUUUCACUGGUACAUUGUGUAGAGCCCUGCAGAACAAAGAGUGAGAUUCCUGCAGUAUUUAAUAAAGGAUGAAAUGAUUUCUUUAGAUCCAAAGCCCAAGGCUGGGCCAGUCAAUUAGCAAAUAAAUCAACUGGUGACCCAUAGGAUAAUUUAGUCAUUCCUAGCAGAACACCCAGCCUACCCCCUCCUUCUUCCAUGAGGUUUCCAACCAAAGCUUCAAGGCUGUGGGCUUUAGCCCCUUCAAAGCCAGACAUCAGAUCUUCCCAGCCUUUGGCACUGGGACCUCUUUUACCCAAAUCGUUGGUGACGCUCAAGCUGCCCUCUGUAGAAUCACUUUGUAUCUGCUCCCCUUCAGAGGUUUUUAAAUGCCUUGGAUGCUAGAAUCAAGUCUUGUCCCAUCUCAUGUCUGCUACCAAUGCCCAACAGAGUGCUGUGCACAAAGUAAGUACCCAAUCGAUGAAGAAUGGUUGGAUGACAAAAUCCUUUAACAACUCAGUGUUUGUUGACUACAUACCAAAUGCUAAGGCAAAGCUCAAAAAAUAGGCUCUGUGUAUUACAAGGAAUGGAAAAGACUCGUGAACUCCUAAGUAUAAUGUAAAGCAGAAGAAAAUAAAGUUAACAUUAUAGAUGCACGCCCAAGCCACAGGCUGCAAGGGCCAAAGGAGGGACGUUUUAUCCAGCUGGAGUGAAUCAAGGAAGGUAUUCCUGGAGAGCAAACAAUGCGCUGGGCAUUGGAGGGCGAGAAAGAUUUUGAUGGACCUGGAAGAGGUGGAGGAUACAGAGUUUCCAGACUGUGGUCAUUCGUCUCGCUGAGUGAGGUGCCUUUGGAGAGCUUGUGGUCUUCAAUAGAACAUUUGUGAAAACCAAGCUGAGUUUUUGUAGCUGAUUCAAUGUACAUUUCCUGUGAAUUCUUGAAUAUGAAUUGGCUAUUUUCAAACAGCCAGGGACUAUUACGAAAGUUGAGAAAGAUAUUUUGUUCUCUGUAACUAUUAGUUCAGUCUCUCUGCACUUUCACUGUCCGCCAAGAAAGAAAAGCUAAGCAGUUCACACGUUAAAGUGGGCACUCAGGAGUGUCUGAGAAAGGUACGAGGAAAACAUAUCUUGGUCCCAGAUGUCAAAGAUUAAAUGGCUUCCUACUUGAGGCCUUUUUUUUUUUUUUUUUUGGACCCCAGGAAACAGUAAGACAGUGCUCUACCCCCAGUGACUGACAGACAAAUCAGUCCCUGUGCUCUCCUACUCCAAGGUGUUUCACCACGAACCAUGCUGCCAGGACAGGACCUAAGCACUGUCCUCGCAUUGUGCCAAUACUCAGUGCUGCUGUGUGUCUCACACACGCUGUACGUGCAUCUGCUUAUCUGAUCCUCCCCGCAGUUUCACAAGGUAGGACUUCACAUCGUUCCUUCUUUGCAGCUGAGGAAGGAGGCAAGAAAAGUUCAGUCUCUUGCUAGAAAGUGAUGGAAUGUGCACUUGAACCCAGGUAAUCUUGCUUCUUCCUCUCCCCACUCACCCCUGUAGUAUUUCUGUUCGUAUCUAUUACAAGUCAUCCUCACUAAGGGACUCAGCACAAUGCUGUACACACAAUAGAAAAUUCAGUGAAUAUUUUCCAAAUAAAAGAAUCAUCAGAGCAA
This is a messenger RNA of Delphinapterus leucas (beluga whale), 3491 nucleotides long. Lineage: Eukaryota; Metazoa; Chordata; Mammalia; Artiodactyla; Monodontidae. The record is from RefSeq and is a predicted model, not a curated record.